This is a messenger RNA of Eruca vesicaria subsp. sativa (arugula), 759 nucleotides long. The record is from the annotation of a GenBank genome assembly. NCBI's taxonomy places the organism in Eukaryota, Viridiplantae, Streptophyta, Magnoliopsida, Brassicales, Brassicaceae.
AUGCGUGCGAUGAACUCUGUUUUGAGAUUGUUGGCAAAAAUCAAAGAGUUGCGUGCACAAGACGCAUAUAAUCAUCAAGGUGAAGAGCAGCCUCCUCCUCUGAAGAAGAUGAAGAAGAGUAACAACAACGAGACAGUAGAGAAAACAGAACCCACGGAACAAACCCUAGUUCUCCAGUCCGGUUCUAGUGAGGAACGUGUCGAAACCCUAGAAUACAACAAUGUUUUGACAGAUGAGGAGCUUCAGAUCAUGUCUACUUGUGAUAGUCUUUGUGGUCCACACAACAACAACAUCAAUGAUGAUUCCUUGGAGAUUGAUUUUGAUCAACUCAUUGAUCUUGAUUUCGAUUUUGAUUUCGAAUCUCUUGAUUCUUCUGACAACAGCGAGACCUUGAAGAUGGCAGAAGAGCCUGUGGAUCAACCUCUCAUUCUCCAAGACAAGAACAACAACAACAACGCCUUUUCAACUGGAGAGAUGAGCUUAGAUUACUCUGAGAUUGAUAUCCAUCAAUUCAGUGAUUUUGACUUGGACACCACUUCAGUGUUCGUUGAUGAUUUGAUUUUGGAGUCUACUAACUCUGCGUUAUUGAACUGGGUACCUUUUGUUGAUGAUGGCUUUGUGGACACUAACAGUAUUCCAGAGCAGUUUCAAGAGACUACCCAUAGUAGUUCUGCAUUGAACUAUUAUGAUGAUGCAUCUGCUUUGAAUGAAGAAGACACCAUCUUCUCUGAUUAUCUCACUCAGCUUCUGCAGUUUUGA